Cinara cedri is the source of this 405-nucleotide messenger RNA. The record is from the annotation of a GenBank genome assembly. Lineage: Eukaryota; Metazoa; Arthropoda; Insecta; Hemiptera; Aphididae.
AUGAACGGUAUAGGUUAGGUAUAGGUUCAAGAAUGUUCGAUCUACAAUUGAUGUUAUUACAAAGGUCUCGGAAAUUGUAAAGCAAGCUGCAGAUUGACCGAUACGUCGGAGAGGGUCUAUGUGGUUGUGGCGCUAGAAGUAGCCAAUGCAUUCAAUUCGGCAAGGUGGAAAAAAAUCGAAGAAGCAUUGUGUAGUAAAAGAGUACCAUGGAAAUCAUCCGUGACUACUUAUGCGACCGAACAGUCACAUUUGGUGAAAAGGACAUCAAAUCGUAACAUGUGGGGUUCCAAAGGGGUCGGUUCUCGGGCUACUCUUAUAGAAAGUGAUGUACGACGAUCUCUUCAAGGUGAAUUUCGGAGAAACCACAAAGCUUUCAUCGUCAAUACUUGUGCCCUUUGUGUAUGA